This is a messenger RNA of Tarenaya hassleriana, 1289 nucleotides long. RefSeq lists its product as uncharacterized. Lineage: Eukaryota; Viridiplantae; Streptophyta; Magnoliopsida; Brassicales; Cleomaceae. The transcript is spliced from 8 exons. The coding region runs from base 185 to 1123 and encodes 312 amino acids. The record is from RefSeq and is a predicted model, not a curated record.
UUUCUAACAGACCUCGGGAAAGCUCUCAUUUUUUUCUCCCCUCACCAAUUUUCUUCAUCAGAGGAAUGACCGUAAGGGCGUACGGACGUAUACACACAGAUACGCAUCCAUGUUUGUGUAUGUAGGCAUGUACAUGUAAGUACAGGCGAAGAAGAGAUUGGUCUGGUUCAAGAGGAUUGGAGCUAUGUCCUGUUUGGGUAGGGUUUUGUCCUUGUCCUUUUCACCGAAGCCGUGUCAUCCGUACAAUUCACGGUUUUCGGUUUGUGGAUUAGUGCUAUUAAGGAGGGAACGGAGGUUGAGAUGGCGAUCAAUGGCGAUGGAGCCGGAAUCUUCACCUGUAAUUCCCUCGAUUGACUCAGAAUCCGCCGAGAAAAUCGCCGCCGGAUUUUGUAUCAUAGAAGGGCCUGAAACAGUGCAGGACUUUGCCAAAAUGGAACUACAAGAGAUUCAGGACAACAUUCGAAGCAGGCGGAACAAGAUUUUCUUGCACAUGGAAGAGGUCCGGAGGCUGAGAAUACAGCAAAGGAUCAAAAACGCCGAACUCGGUAUCACGGGCGAAGAGAGAGAUAACGAACUCCCUAGUUUCCCAUCGUUCAUCCCGUUCUUACCUCCAUUGAGUGCUGCCAAUUUGAGAGUUUAUUAUGCCACUUGCUUUUCCCUUAUCGCGGGGAUCAUCCUCUUCGGCGGCCUUCUAGCCCCCACGCUUGAGCUGAAGUUGGGCAUAGGAGGCACCUCAUAUGCUGAUUUCAUUGGCAGUGUCCAUCUACCUAUGCAAUUAAGUCAAGUUGAUCCGAUAGUAGCAUCGUUUUCUGGGGGAGCUGUUGGCGUGAUCUCGGCACUGAUGGUAGUGGAAGUGAACAACGUGAAGCAGCAGGAGCACAAACGGUGCAAGUACUGUCUUGGAACAGGGUAUCUAGCAUGUGCACGUUGCUCAAACACAGGUUCCCUUGUCCUGAUAGAACCAGUGUCAACUGUUGAUGGUGGGGAUCAUCCUCUAUCACCUCCCAGAACCGAAAGAUGUCCAAACUGUUCUGGAUCUGGAAAGGUGAUGUGCCCAACAUGUCUGUGCACUGGAAUGGCUAUGGCCAGCGAGCAUGACCCUCGGAUUGACCCCUUUGAUUGAAGACAACAAUGUUUUUUGAAAACAAGAAACUGAUCUCCACAACAAUGGUCAACUGUUACUGAACCAUAAAUUAGAUUUAUAGGAUACAGUGGAAGGAAAUCUGCCAUUAACACAGCAAAAAGAAGCUCUUCCUCUCUCAACAAUCAAAUCCUAGAUUCUUUCUUUA